UGGGGCAGAGGGGCGGGGGUUGGGAAGAUGGCGGCUCCCAGCCUCCUCAACUGGAGGCGGGUUUCUUCCUUCACGGGGCCGGUCCCCCGCGCCCGACACGGACACCGGGCCGUGGCCAUCCGGGAGUUGAUGAUCAUCUUCGGAGGGGGCAACGAAGGCAUCGCGGACGAGCUGCACGUCUACAACACCGUUACAAAUCAGUGGUUCCUGCCAGCUGUUAGAGGAGACAUCCCUCCAGGCUGUGCUGCCCAUGGAUUUGUCUGUGAUGGUACCAGAAUAUUGGUAUUUGGGGGAAUGGUUGAGUAUGGAAGAUACAGCAAUGAACUGUAUGAGUUACAAGCAAGUCGUUGGUUAUGGAAAAAAGUGAAGCCCCAUCCCCCUUCUUCUGGGUUGCCUCCUUGUCCUAGGCUUGGACAUAGCUUCUCUUUAUAUGGGAACAAAUGCUAUCUGUUUGGUGGCUUGGCAAAUGAAAGUGAAGAUUCAAACAAUAAUGUUCCUAGAUAUUUAAAUGAUUUCUAUGAGUUGGAGCUGCAGCAUGGCUCCGGUGUUGUGGGUUGGAGUAUUCCAGUGACUAAAGGAGUUGUGCCUUCUCCAAGAGAAUCCCAUACAGCAGUUGUAUAUUGCAAGAAAGAUAGUGGAAGCCCGAAAAUGUAUGUUUUUGGAGGAAUGUGUGGUGCUCGCCUGGAUGACUUGUGGCAACUUGACUUAGAAACAAUGUCUUGGUCAAAACCAGAAACUAAAGGGACAGUGCCACUUCCACGAAGCCUUCAUACAGCCAGUGUUAUAGGAAACAAGAUGUACAUUUUUGGUGGAUGGGUUCCACAUAAGGGGGAAAAUAUUGAGACUUCGUCUCAUGAUUGUGAAUGGAGAUGUACCAGUUCAUUUUCUUACCUAAAUCUAGAUACAGCAGAGUGGACAACCCUUGUAUCUGAUUCUCAGGAAGAUAAAAAAAAUUCACGACCAAGACCAAGAGCUGGACAUUGUGCUGUUGCAAUUGGCACUCGAUUGUAUUUCUGGAGUGGAAGAGAUGGUUAUAAAAAAGCACUGAAUAGUCAAGUUUGCUGCAAAGACCUUUGGUAUCUUGAUACUGAAAAACCGUCAGCACCAUCGCAAGUGCAGUUGAUCAAAGCUACCACAAACUCUUUCCAUGUCAAGUGGGAUGAAGUGCCGACAGUUGAGGGCUAUCUUUUGCAACUGAACACAGACUUGCCAUGCCAAGCUCCAUCAUUAGAUUCUUCAGCAGCACUGACUAUGCCGGGAGUCAGGAAGGAUCCUCACAGACAAGGCCCUAAUAGCAUCAUUCCUAACAAUAUCAGUGAUACAGCAAACAGUACAAAGACUGAAUAUACAACCAUAAAAGGAAUUUUAGUGAAAAACAAAGCAGACUUCAAAACAUCAACAGAUUCCAAUGCUUCCUUGUGUUCAUCUCUGGCAUCCAGUGCUUCUAGCCAUAACAGCAUGGAAGAAAUGACAAGGAAAAAUGAAGGUCCUCACACUUCAGCAAACAUAGGUGCAUUAAGUAGCUGCCUGAACUUAAGAACAGUAGUCUCUGAAACUUCUAUGUCCAGUACUGUUUCCAGCACACAAACUAUGGUAACCCAGCAGUCCAUUAAAACUGAAUCCUGCAAUACAAACGGGGCAGUGGUUAAAGAUGAAGCCUCACUACCAACACUCCGCACCAAAGCUGAAGUUGAUGAAACAUGUGCUUUGCCUGCAAGUAAGAUCAGCCGUGUUGAGACACAUGGUGCAGCAAUGCCAUUCUCUAAAGAGAUUCCUUCACAUCCAGUCGCCACAGCAAAAGCAGGAGAACGACAAUGGUGUGAUGUGGGAAUUUUUAAAAAUAAUACAGCUUUGGUGAAUCAGUUUUACUUGCUGCCAAAAGGGAAGCAAAGCAUCUCAAAGGCAGGAAAUGCAGAUGUACCUGACUACAGUUUGCUUAAGAAACAAGAUCUUGUUCCAGGCACAGGAUACAGAUUCCGGGUUGCUGCAAUUAAUGGUUGUGGAAUAGGCCCUUUCAGCAAAAUUAGUGAAUUUAAAACUUGUAUUCCUGGUUUUCCUGGAGCUCCUUCUGCAGUUAGAAUUUCGAAGAACGUUGAAGGUAUCCAUCUUUCCUGGGAACCUCCAACUUCACCUUCUGGAAAUAUUCUGGAAUAUUCAGCCUACUUGGCUAUUCGCACAGCACAGAUACAAGAUAAUCCAAGCCAGCUUGUGUUUAUGAGGAUUUAUUGUGGUCUUAAAACAUCAUGUAUAGUAACUACUGGGCAGCUUGCAAAUGCACAUAUUGAUUAUACAUCCAGGCCUGCCAUUGUGUUCAGGAUAUCAGCAAAGAAUGAAAAGGGAUAUGGACCAGCUACACAAGUUCGAUGGCUUCAAGGUAACAAUAAGAAAGCACCUUUAAAUUGAUUUUGUUUUUUACUGAAACUGUUGUCAUAAUGAUUAUUUAUUAGUAACUGGUUAUGAAGAUUGUCAUUUAAGAGUGUUCUCUGACUGUAUUUCUAGCAGUUAAAAAUCUGAGUUUGUAAGUUGUUAUUAAAAUGUAUUUGCUUAAUUCUACAUACAAAUAAAAUAGAAAAGAAGCAAAGACUCUGAAAAUUAGUACAUGAGUUCCUCCUUAACAGAUACAGCUCUUUUAUAAAGAAAAGCAAAAUUAAGAUAAAAGCUAGAAGGCUUUGUUAUCCCAGUAUUGUUUAUAAAGGCUGUGUAACUCAGUCAUCCGGGAGGUGCUGAGAUGAUUGCAGUAACUAGCUCUUAUACACUAUGCUGUCAUAAAUAGUGUGUUCCACAUUACAAUUGCCCUGUCUUUGAGUGUGCCCUCUGGCUUUAUUUUAUAGGAGCAAUGGUCCUCUAGCAACUAGCUUUUAUUGGAGAUACUUAUGAUAGUUCUUUCAGUAGCUAUUGGUUUCCUUUCUUUAUGUACAGUUGCAACAGAGCUUGAGAAAUUAUAAAAGGAGAAAAAGCAAGGUCAGAAAUUACUUUUGAAUUUUACCAUUUUUCCAAGAAUCAUGGUAAAAUAUUUUUUAAAAAUGGGUUUUCUUGAUUUGUACUAAGUAGCUAUAUUGAGUAAAUUUUUAGUUAAAUCACUUAAUUUAUCUCUCCAUUUUCUCAUUAAUAUAUGUGAAAGUUAAAAGAGUUUACCUUGAAGGUUCCUUUCAGCACUAAAAUAUUAUAUUUUCAUCAGAAGUGAAGUGAAGCCCUAAACAUUCUCAUCUGUCUUACUGGCACUAACUUUGCUCUUUACUGAAAUUUAAAACUUCAUAAUUGAAAAUUAAAAAUUAGAUGUUCUCCUAUUACAGGAAGAAGCACCUUAACAAGAAACAAGUUUUGAAAUAGUGUUCGAAACAUUUGUAAGAUUUUUGUAAAUGCUCUAAAUGUUUUAUUUUUGCAUUGUUUUUAUCUCAAAAUUGUAUAAAACUUUUUUACAAUGGAAAUAGAAGCAUUAGACAGCUCACUCGGGUCCCGUUGCAACCUUCAAGAUGCAGACGGACCUCAUGAGCACUGCUGCAGGUGGCUUGCCUAAACCUGCUGGGAUGUCGUGGUUCCUCUGCCUGUUGAGAUCGGGAUGAACAUGGAAGCAAUAAUGGCAGACAGGAGGUUUCAGAUUAAGAUCUGCAAUUGACUGCAGGGCCAAAGGUCUGUCUGUUUAUAUCACAUAACCUUCUGCCAGUUUAGGCUGACCGAGUAGCUGUGUCCUCAAAUUUUAUGUAUAACACUCCCAGCAAAGAUGAUCUAAUUGUGCAGAAUUGAUAUAUAUGUGUGUUCCAGUUACUAAUUUAAAAUGUAUAGAGUAUUUUAAUAUAUAAUUUUUGUAAAGAAUGGGGUUUUUAUACAGCAGUAUUUGUAAUUAAUGUGUCUCACUAAAUUUCUCUUGAAAAAAUAUGCAAACUGUUAGACAUACAGUGAGUGGUUUCUGAACUCUAAAGAUAAAAUAAAUGCACUACUAUGGUGUUAUUAGUACUCUUUUGUGGCUGUAUGACUCUUUAAUCUUGAAAAAUGUGUAUUUUACAAAUAAUGUUUACAAGGAGCUUCUCUGGUUGGUUAUUUUGGCAACUUCCUUGGUGAGAGCUUCAUCUGCAUUUUUAACUCAUAUGCUUUGCUUUUGGCAUAUGCUUGCUUUUUGCACUAGUAGAAUAUUAACUUACCUCAUUAUUAUGUUUGUAAUCAUUUGUAUAGCUUCCAUCAUGUGUCUGAUAUAGGCUAAAAAGACUUAACCAAAGUUAAAAUUAAAAUAAAUGGUAAGCAAUUUUGCACAUAUUAAAUGCUAGGGUUUGUUGUGUGUGUGUGUGUGUAUAUAUACCUAGUUAUAAAAAGAAAAGAAUUGAAAGUUAUAAGUGUGUUUCAAGCCCAAUUAUUUUAAUGAUCUAGUUGUUUUAUUAGAACAAUUCUCUUAACUCGUACUCCUCAGUAAUUAAUCAGUUUUAUCGUAAAGCACUUCUCUUAAUGACAAACGAAUAAGUUACCUUUAAGCAAAAAAAAAAAAAGGGCUAUUUCUUUUGAGUGUGCACAUUUAUACCUGUUAGUAUUUGACUUAGUUUACUUUGCUUAAAGCCUUUCCUGCUCUCGACCAGCAGAUGAAUAUGAAUCUGUCAUUCUAACGUACAGCUUGUUUUUAGAGGAAAAGGCAGCUUUUCUAAACCGACGAGUGUGUUAAACUAAUGAUGCUUUGACUUUGAGGAUUAGCCCAGAUUGUUGUUGUUAUUAUUAUCAUUAUUAUUAUUAUUUGGGCAUUUGUACAUUAAGUACCAAUCUUUCUCAUAAAUAAUCAUGAGCAAUUAAAAGAUAUUUAUCUGCUGCUAAUUAAAACAUGCCAUUUAGAAAUAUCUGUGGUUUUGAUAUUAAUAGUUAAUAUAAAGAGAUAUUAGAGCUCUAUGUUCAUGAGAAUGGACUAGAAUGGACUAGGUAACUAAUGAGAAAAUUACAUUUUGCUUCUUAUGAUUGCACAUUUUCUGAGUGAAGAUCAUUUUGUAAAGCAGUAGACUAUAUCAUGCAGAAAUUUUUCCUAAGCCAUACCUUGAGUUAAGUUAGUUUCUUAACUUCCCAGUUGGGUAAGCAAUUUAAUAGAACAAACUUGUGCCACAGUCCUUUUCUUGCACUCUGUUCUUUUAUUUCAUAUUAGUACUGAAAUAUUUUAAUGUUGCAUGCUCUCAGAAUUUUAUUUUUAAAAUAUUGGCUUCGUUUUAGUUCAGUAAACUGUUUUGGCAAUUAGAAAUAAAAUAUAUAUAAAUUCAUUUAUAUCUACAGGUUUUUAAAAAUUUGAAAUAAUAUGAUUGUAUGUAUGAAGCAUUCAUGCCUCAUGACCCAAUUACAUAAAGGUAAUCAUCUGUAGGAAGGUGAAACUUGUUCUGUUACUUCAAAUACUUACAGACUAGCAGAGAUUUGUUCUGAUUAGAUUUAUGCAUUUUAGUGACUAAAGAUAUUUUUGAAAUUUAGUAUUUGUAGCAUAAAGAACAUUUGUAACAUUGAAUAUGAAAUUAUUAGUAUUGAAAAUUAUUUCAGCCAUCUGAUGAUAACUGAAGCAGAUGAAAAAUUGGCUUGCUCUUCGACCAUUUAAAGUGUAGCUGAGUGUUGUUUCCCAAGACUGACUUUCAGGCAGUUUUAUGUGAUAUGUACCAAUGACAUAUAAAAUAAAGCAAUUACAGAUGUUAUUUAUUUUGAGUUUCACUAAAGAAAAAGUAGUUAUGGCAAAGAAAACAAGUGAAAGUGUUAAUUUCAUCAUAUUAAUUUAAAUUAGUAUGGACUAUCCCCUAAGAAUGGAUUGUGUCUGAAAAUUUGUUAUUGGAUUAUGGUUGAGAAUUACAUAGAAAUGGAAGGCCUGAUUCUUGUUAUAGCUAAAUUAACAUGCUUGCAGGUAAAAGGCAGCUGGCUCCAAGAACAGUCUAGACUUGUCACCUGUCUUUUGUCUUCCAUUUACUCUUAAACCUCAUUUGGCUUUUCACCCUUUUUGAGUUCUUAGCAGCCAAGGCUUCUGACUGACUUUUCCGUUGAAAUGGCUCUACCAGAAGUCGGGGGUAACUUCCCAUUUUCCAAAUCCAGGGAAUUUUUUCAUCAAACAUAAUCAUGCCAUUUGAAAUUUCUAUCCAUUCCUUGGGUACUUCAUUUUGUAGUGUCUGUCGUGCUUACACUCUUUCUUAAUGUUCCUCUUCCUGCCUACCUCUCCCACUUCCACUUGCCACCAUUCAUUUUUUUUUAAAUUCAACUUGGUAAAGCCUUUCCUAACAUACUCUAUUUUCAGGUAGAUUUCACCCCUUUGUUUUGUACCUCCAGGUGUCCUUUGUGAAAACUUCUGUCAGAACAGUCUAAACAUGUGCCCUUCUGUUACUGUGUCUCUCUAAGCAGGGAGUCUCAAUGCCCAGAAGGAUCCUUUUUUUUUU
Molecule: messenger RNA, 6368 nt
Organism: Ochotona curzoniae (black-lipped pika)
Lineage: Eukaryota; Metazoa; Chordata; Mammalia; Lagomorpha; Ochotonidae
Gene: HCFC2
Product: host cell factor C2
Exons: 15
Coding region: 28-2403 (791 amino acids)
Biological process (GO): chromatin remodeling; regulation of DNA-templated transcription
Cellular component (GO): histone methyltransferase complex
Molecular function (GO): protein binding; transcription coactivator activity
Source: RefSeq, a predicted model, not a curated record